Magallana angulata is the source of this 2162-nucleotide messenger RNA. Its product is annotated as alpha-glucosidase-like. NCBI's taxonomy places the organism in Eukaryota, Metazoa, Mollusca, Bivalvia, Ostreida, Ostreidae. The record is from RefSeq and is a predicted model, not a curated record. Gene Ontology annotation, biological process: carbohydrate metabolic process. The transcript is spliced from 12 exons. The coding region runs from base 126 to 2012 and encodes 628 amino acids.
CAGGUAAGCAGGUAAAUACUUUAAAAACUUUGCAUAUCUGUGCACCGUAACUCAGGUGUGUCAGUGAUACAAGUUUCACCUGUGAACGCCAUUUUUGUCUUAUCUCCUCCCUACAGUUUGUAGAUAUGAGCAAGUCAUACAAUAUAGAACCUCUAGCAUACAAGCCCUCGUCAAAUGAUAAGUUUGAUGAAAUAGAUAUAAGAUCAUCAGAGAGCAUUGAUGUCAAGCUCUCAGAUAACAAUGGCAGCCCAUUCCGCGGCAUGGGAAAGGAUGAGUUAUUGGUACACUCCUCCAAACCGUUCUGGAGGCGUCUGCGCAUGAUAUGCAUCUCCAUCAUCCUCUUGGGCUGGCUGGCGCUGAUCAUAACCGUGGUGGCGCUGGUGUUGGUUUACCCGAAAUGCAAAUCCCCGGAUUCCAGAUCCUGGUGGCAAAACGAGGUCAUCUACCGAAUCUACGUACGGAGCUACAAGGACAGCGAUGGAAACGGCGUAGGAGACUUAGAUGGAGUGGCAUCUAAAUUGGACUACAUCAAGGACCUUGGGGUCGGUGUAAUAUCACUGAGUCCCGACUACGAAGAUGACGGAACUGAUGGCGACUUCCACAUCAAGAACCACAUGAAGAUUGCCGGAUCCGUUGGCGGGGACGACGCAUUGCAAAGACUUAUCACGCAUGCGCACGGGAAAGGUCUUAAAGUGAUACUGGAUUUCGUCCCUUCACAAACCAGCGACCAGAGUGAUUGGUUUAAAUGGAGUCAAGAGGCCAGAUUCAGGAACGAUACAUACCGAAACUUCUAUGUAUGGACAAACACACCAACAAACUGGAAAUCCAUGUAUGGGGGUGGCGCAUGGAACACGUCUUCUGAGAGGUCAGGAGAAUACUACCUACAUCAAUUUCUACACAACCAGCCUGACCUUAACCUUCGUAGUCCGCAGGUCAAGGAGAAACUCAAUGAAAUUUUGACGCAUUGGUUGAACAAGUCGGUGGACGGGUUCUACAUAAGGAACAGCGCCUAUCUCUUUACGGACUAUGACCUACGGGAUGAAUCGAAAGUCCCAAGUGCUGUAGGAGAUGAAUACGGUGACUACAACCAUAUUUACACAAAGAAUCUCCCAGAAAUUUAUGACAUGUUUGCAAGAUGGCGCACAACAACUGACGCGUAUACGGAUAAGUACAGAGUUCUAAUGGCUGACCCAGACCCUAUGUCCAACAACGUAGAGAUGAUGAAGUACUACGGCCACUUUCAGAGAGACGGGGUUCAUCUCCCCGUCAAGAGGAGACAGUUUCCUACAGACUGUGGCGGUCAGUGCAUUAGGGAAUAUGUCAAUGGCUGGAUGGACAACCUACCCUCAGGUCGCUGGCCGACGUGGUCCCUUGGUGAUGAGAUGACAAAACGUUUUGCAACCAAUCACAGCGAGAGUUUUAUUCGCUGUUUUGCAAUGCUGUCAAUGACGCUACCCGGCACCCCAAUCCUGUAUUAUGGGGACGAAAUCAACAUGGUCGACCUAAGUAUUCAACCCAGCAGCAGCACAUCGCGGAAUCAACCGAUGAGGGGACUCAUGCAGUGGGAUAACACACCCAAUGGGGGUUUCACCAACGGAACAAGUCCGUGGAUCAGUGUUGGUGCUGACUAUCAAACCAAUAAUGUGAAGAAUCAGAGUGCUAAAGGGGACUCUCUGAUGUCUUUCUUCAAAAACCUUACCACCCUGAGAUCAGACGACACCUUCCAUAUAGGAGACUACUAUCCAACCGUGGUUGAUGAUGCUGUGUUUUCUUUUGUUCGAGAAUUUGAUGGAAAGAAAGGGUAUUUAGUGGCCAUCAAUUUUGCGAGCACGGCACAGUCACGUGAUUUUGCGAAAGCCCACAGCACCAUACAGAGCAAAGCCUCGUUUGAGCUGACGACGGGCGGAUCCGAGAGUUUUGACGCGGACACUGACGUGGACACAAGCAGUCUUACGCUAGGUCCCCAGCAAGGAGUGGUAGUCUCGUGGGACUACGUGGCCAAGGAACUCUGAUUCUCUUUAAACUUUUACUGCAAAUAUGAUAAUCAAGAGUGACUUUUUUAUGUAUGACCUCAUUAAUCCAGACAAAUUGGAUACGUUGAAACAAAUUCUACAGCUCUUCUCUUGAUACCUUUCUUCAUUAAAAAAAUCAAAUUGCAAAUA